GCACUCAGCGGGUUGUGCUGCGGUGGCGGCGGCGGCUGCUGUGAGAGCCCGAGCGCUGCGCGUGCCGGGUCCCAGACGCGUCUGCGGCGNUCGCCCCGCCACCCUCCUCUCUCACCUCAGUCUCCGCGCCGCGUUCUGAGGGAAGGAACGGCGCUAGGCUAGCGAAGCCCGAGCGCACCGCUGGCUGCCUCCGACACCGCCCUGCGUCCCUUCGCGGCCGCGNGCCCGGCUCGGUGCUAGGCGACUCUGCGGGGAGGCGGCGGCUGCCGGUCGGUGGAGUCACUCUCCCUUCAGCCUCGCCCCUCUGCCCGGCCCUGCAGGGGCCGAGAGGACUCGGAGGCUGCCCCUUCGGCUCGGCCCUCUUCGUCAGCCGGUUGGAGCUGCAGCGGUCUGGAAGAGGUCUCUGGGCUGAGGCGGCGGCGGCGGCUCCUCNGGCUCCAUCAUGUCCGCGGGCGGAGACUUCGGGAAUCCGCUGAGGAAAUUCAAGCUGGUGUUCCUGGGAGAGCAGAGCGUUGGAAAGACGUCCUUGAUCACCAGAUUCAUGUAUGACAGUUUUGACAACACCUAUCAGGCAACAAUUGGCAUUGACUUCUUAUCAAAAACAAUGUACUUAGAGGAUCGAACCAUCAGGCUGCAGCUGUGGGAUACUGCGGGUCAGGAACGUUUCCGUAGCCUCAUUCCCAGUUACAUCCGUGACUCUGCUGCAGCCGUAGUAGUUUACGAUAUCACAAAUGUUAACUCAUUCCAGCAAACUACAAAAUGGAUUGAUGAUGUCAGAACAGAGAGAGGAAGUGAUGUCAUUAUCAUGCUAGUAGGAAAUAAAACAGAUCUUGCUGAUAAGAGGCAAGUGUCAAUUGAGGAGGGAGAGAGGAAAGCCAAAGAGCUAAAUGUUAUGUUUAUUGAAACCAGUGCAAAAGCAGGAUACAAUGUAAAGCAGCUUUUCCGGCGUGUUGCUGCAGCUUUACCUGGAAUGGAAAGCACACAGGACAGAAGCAGAGAAGACAUGAUUGACAUAAAACUGGAAAAGCCUCAGGAGCAACCAGUCAACGAAGGCGGCUGCUCCUGCUAAUCCCCCUGGCAUCUUUCAACCCUUCUGCAGAAGCUCACUGCUUUGGCCCCAUACUCUUUCAUUGACUGCAGUGUGAAUAUUGGCUUGAACCUUUUCCCUUCAGUAAUAACGUAUUGCAAUUCAUCAUUGCUGCCUGUUUCGUGGAGAUGAUCUAUUAGCUUCACAAGCACAAAAAAGUCAGUGUCUUUAUUAUUUAU
This is a messenger RNA of Mus pahari (shrew mouse), 1266 nucleotides long. It is a transcript of the gene Rab6a, whose product is annotated as RAB6A, member RAS oncogene family. The transcript has 8 exons. Gene Ontology annotation, molecular function: GTPase activity; GTP binding. The record is from RefSeq and is a predicted model, not a curated record. Lineage: Eukaryota; Metazoa; Chordata; Mammalia; Rodentia; Muridae. The coding region runs from base 443 to 1069 and encodes 208 amino acids.